CUCUGGUCCCCGAUCGCGACAUUUGCCCACCAUGCCUCCCAAGAAGCAGGAUCCGAAGGCCGCCGCCGGCAAGAAGAAGGCUGUCGAAGACAAGACCUUCGGCAUGAAAAACAAGAAGGGCUCUGCCGCCCAGAAACAGAUUGCCGCCCUGCAGGCCUCAAUGAAGAACGGCGGAAACGCUGAGCAGAAGCGCAAGGAAGCCGAGAAGGCCGCCCGUGAGCGCGAGAAGAAGGCGGCUGAGGAUGCCAAGAGGGAGGCCGAUCUGCUUCUCAACAAGCCCGCCCAGAUCCAAAAGGUUCCCUUUGGUGUCGACCCCAAGACCGUUGUCUGCAUUUUCUUCAAGAAGGGCAACUGCGAAAAGGGCAAGAAGUGCAAGUUUUCCCACGACCUGGAGCAAGAGCGCAAGGUCGAAAAGAGGAAUCUGUACCAGGAUACACGAGCAGAGGAGGACGACAAGAAGAAGCAAGAGACCUCGGCGGACUGGGACGAAGAAAAGCUGCGCUCCGUCGUCUUGUCCAAGAAGGGCAACCAGCGCACCACCACAGACAAGGUGUGCAAGUUCUUUAUCGAAGCGAUCGAGGAGGGCAAGUACGGUUGGUUCUGGAUUUGCCCGAAUGGAGGAGACAAGUGCAUGUAUAAGCAUGCUCUACCGCCUGGGUUCGUUCUCAAGACCAAGGAGCAAAGGGCGGCUGAGAAGGCGCUGCUGGACAAGUCGCCUCUCAGGACCCUUACUCUCGAGGAGUUCCUUGAGUCCGAGAGGCACAAGCUCACCGGCACUCUCACCCCCGUAACACCCGAGAGUUUCGCCAAAUGGAAGAAGGAGCGUCUCGACAAGAAGGCUGCCGAGGAGGCUGCAAGGAAGGCGAAGGAAGCGACCGGUCGUGCCUUGUUCGAAAGUGGCAACUGGAGAAUGGAGGCCGAUAUCGAUUCCGACGACGAGGGGGACGACGACGCCUGGAACUUGGAGAAGCUGCGGAAGGAGACCGAGGCCCUCCAGAUCAAGAAAGAGGAGGAACGAUUGUCAGCCCUCCACGGUGUUCCUGUCACACUCGGCGAAGCGAAGGACGUUACCGGUCUCAGCGAGCCAACGCUUGGUACAUGAGGGCGUAUCAGCACACGAGGAGAAAAUACCAGCGCCGCCGCUUCAGAAAGUUUGAGCCCAUCCGAGAGUUUGGCACUUACUUGCGGCAGGGAUCUGGCGCCAAGUUGAUGAAGCUGUUCGAGUUGCUCGAGGCAACUUGCUCAGAGGUUAUCCGACAUCUAUAUCACGAUAUAUGCACGAAGCUUCGAGGAGUGAAGCCGAGUUGCACCUCCACAAAGGAGCAGUGGGAAGAAUGUCGUCAGGUUUCGGUUUGGAAGCUCUGGUCAUGAACUAGUCUAGCUCACACACAUAAUCAUAGGCAUGCCCGGAUCCAGCACUUCGUUCC
This is a messenger RNA of Neurospora tetrasperma FGSC 2508, 1427 nucleotides long. RefSeq lists its product as uncharacterized. The transcript is spliced from 2 exons. Gene Ontology annotation, cellular component: cytosol. Gene Ontology annotation, biological process: cytoplasmic translation. Lineage: Eukaryota; Fungi; Ascomycota; Sordariomycetes; Sordariales; Sordariaceae. Bases 32 to 1102 code for a protein of 356 amino acids. The record is from RefSeq and is a predicted model, not a curated record. Gene Ontology annotation, molecular function: mRNA binding; metal ion binding.